AUGCGGCGGGCGAGCCGAACGGCGGCGGCCAGGCUGCGCGGGCACAAGCGGCCCGGGGCCUCCGGGACCCCGGAGGCCGUCGCUGCGGCCUCCGGCGCUAGCCGCGCUCGGCGCUCGGCCGGCCAGGCCGGGGACGGGGUCCGGGCCGCGGCGCGGGGGCCGUCGGCGAGGCAGCAGCCGAGGCACUCGUCGCCGCGAGCCCAGGAGGCGGGCCAGGGGGAGCCUCCGCCGGCGCCCCCCACGUCGUCGGUGUCCGCGCUGGACCUGGGCGAGCAGCGGGAGCGCUGGGAGACGUUCCAGAGGCGGCAGAGGCUCAGCUUCGAGGGCGCCGCCAAGCUGCUGCUGGACACCUUUGAAUACCAGGGCCUGGUGAAGCACACAGGAGGCUGUCACUGUGGAGCGGUUCGUUUUGAAGUUUGGGCCUCAGCGGACUUGCACGUCUUUGACUGCAACUGCAGCAUUUGCAAGAAGAAGCAGAAUAGACACUUCAUUGUUCCAGCUUCUCGCUUCAAGCUCCUGAAGGGAGCCGAGAGCAUAACAACCUAUACAUUCAACACACACAAAGCCCAGCACACCUUCUGUAAGAGAUGUGGUGUUCAGAGCUUCUAUACUCCGCGCUCAAACCCCGGAGGCUUUGGAAUUGCCCCACACUGCCUGGAUGAGGGCACUGUGCGGAGUGUGGUUACUGAGGACUUCAACGGCAGCGAUUGGGAAAAGGCCAUGAAGGAGCACAAGACCAUUAAGAACAUGUCUAAAGAGUGAGCUACUGCUUCUCGCUUCCUGAGAGCUGUUCCUGCCGCACCUUGGUGGUGCUCCUGAGUGGGGCUGUUGGCCCUGUUGGCCGGCGGCCACCGUGACCUCUGCAGUUUGUCCAGCUACCAGUUUCUUUAGGCAGCUCUCUGUCCUUCCUUAGCCCAAUUUUUGAUGUAGGCUAGUUGGCAUUCUUCCUUCUCUUCCCAACUUUUGUGUGAUCUUUUAGGAAAAAAAAAUAAAUAUUUUUAACAUUAAA
Messenger RNA from Cynocephalus volans (Philippine flying lemur), 1009 nucleotides. It is a transcript of the gene CENPV, whose product is annotated as centromere protein V. Gene Ontology annotation, molecular function: carbon-sulfur lyase activity. Bases 1 to 762 code for a protein of 253 amino acids. NCBI's taxonomy places the organism in Eukaryota, Metazoa, Chordata, Mammalia, Dermoptera, Cynocephalidae. Gene Ontology annotation, cellular component: nucleus; kinetochore; spindle midzone. The transcript is spliced from 5 exons. The record is from RefSeq and is a predicted model, not a curated record. Gene Ontology annotation, biological process: pericentric heterochromatin formation; regulation of chromosome organization; positive regulation of cytokinesis.